Molecule: messenger RNA, 1442 nt
Organism: Manacus vitellinus (golden-collared manakin)
Lineage: Eukaryota; Metazoa; Chordata; Aves; Passeriformes; Pipridae
Gene: PLEKHJ1
Product: pleckstrin homology domain containing J1
Exons: 5
Coding region: 1-384 (127 amino acids)
Biological process (GO): retrograde transport, endosome to Golgi; receptor recycling; endosome organization
Cellular component (GO): trans-Golgi network; early endosome; recycling endosome
Source: RefSeq, a predicted model, not a curated record
AUGCCUCAGCAAGGGCGAAAGCCCCCCCAGAUACCCACCAACUCCUCAGCGAGGAUCAAGCCCCCUCAAGCACCCCCACCCAUUGGAGCUCUGCUGCUGGAGCACUGCAGGAUCACCAAAGAGGAGGAGAACGUCUUCUCCAUCAGUUUCAUCGAGGAGCCAGAGAGGAAAUACUGCUUCGAGUGUGCCAGUGAGGAGCAGUGCCAGGAGUGGGUCGAGGCCCUCAAACGAGCCAGCUACGAGUUCCUGAGGAGGAGCCUGAUCUUCUACCGGAAUGAGAUCCAGAAGAUGACAGGGAAGGACCCCCUGGAGCAGUACGGGAUCUCGGAGGAAGCCCGUUUCCAGCUGGGAAAACGCCAGCAGGAAUUCCCUCACCUGGGCUGAACUGGCUCCUGAGUCCUGAGCAGGCUCCCCAGGGCCACCCCAACCCCUGGGAAGGACAGCAGAGCCCCACAGUGACCAAGGGACUCUUUUAUUUAUUACCUAAAUCAUUUUUUAUUCUUUUUUUUUUAAAGGGAAUUCCUUGUACAUUCCCACUUUCCCAGCUGUGGAGGCUGAACUGCUCCCUUGGGGUGGGAGCAGAACCCUCUGGCCCCUGGGGUGAGCAGAGGCAGGGGCUGACAGAGCUCCCAGCACCCAAUGUCCUCCAGGGCCUGGAGCUGCUGGAGCUCCAGCCCUUCUCCUGCUCCUCCCUGUCCCUCUCCUGAAGGAGCUGCAGCUUUCCUGGCUCAGGAUCUUCCCUCAAUCUCCAGGGAGCCCUUGGGGCUGUAAGAGGAUGCUGUGAUCACAUCUCUGUGCUCCAGGGUUAACCCCCUCCUGUCCUGCCCUCUCCUGCUCCUGCAGAGCCAUUCUGGGGAGCUGAGCUGGUGAGCAGGGAGGACUGGGAAUGCUCCCAGUAACACUGGGAAUGCUCAGCCACAGCUCCAGCUGCCGGGCAGGAGCCAUCUGCUCCCCUGUGCCGAGGCAGCAGCUCUGGGCAGCCACUGGCACUUGCCUUUGGGGGUUUUCUUCUCCCUUCCCUGGGCAGGUGUUGUGAUUCCUGGGGGCUGGAGGGAGCCUUCACUCCAGCCCAGCCGAGGGAACAAAGGGAACAGUCGGGAACAGGGACAGGGAGGGAUCCCUGUGGGCUCCUGCCCCUCUGCAGAGCUGUGGGCUGAGCUCUGAUCCAGCUUUCCAGGGAGGAAAGGCAGAUGGAGAGGUUGGCAGAGGCAGGAGCUGCUCCCUCUGGCUGCAGGUUUGGGCUGCAGGGGGUGAGUUCAGCUGGGCAGGAACCCUCCAGGCCCUGAGCCAGGGCUGCAGCCUCUCCCCCCUUCGGGAGCAUCCAAAGGGACAGACCAAACACUGUGCCAGGGCUGCCAGGGAACCAAGGCUGCCUCCCUGGGGCUCUGGGAAGGAGGAGAGAAGGGUUUAGGAACAACAUCCCCACCCCACCAGCCAUGGCU